Molecule: messenger RNA, 909 nt
Organism: Neltuma alba
Lineage: Eukaryota; Viridiplantae; Streptophyta; Magnoliopsida; Fabales; Fabaceae
Exons: 1
Coding region: 1-909 (302 amino acids)
Source: RefSeq, a predicted model, not a curated record
AUGCCUAGUGCUUUUCCUACCUUCAAUGCAGAUUUUGAAAUUAAAAGUCAAUUGAUUCACUUAUUGCCUAAGUUCCAUGGUCUUACAGGAGAAAACCCAUACUUGCUCCUCCAGACUCUUUAUAUGCAAUGUUUGUCCAUGAAGACAAUAGGAGUCAGUAUUGAUGAUGUCAUGUGGAAGGUUUUUUACUUAUCUUUGGAAGGCAAAGCUAAAGAAUGGUACAUGAACAUACCACUCUAUGUGGACAAUUCUUAUGAGUCAUGGACCAGUUUGAAGAAAGCAUUUUUGGAUAAAUACUUUCCCUCCACAAAGAUUUUAGCUGCCCACAAGGAAAUUUUAGCAGCUAAGCAAGAGCCAUUUGAGACAUUCUUUGAAUUUUGGAGUCGCUUUCAAGAGAUGCUUUCUCAAUGCACCAACCAUCAAAUUCUUAAGGAGCACUUGGUGCAAUAUUUCUACAAUGGGUUGUCAACAUAUGAUGCACAAGUUUUGGAUGCUGUUGCUAAUAGGUUUAUGGAAAAUAUGGAACCAAGGGCUACAUGGGAGUUGAUAAGGACCUUUGCUCUUAAUAGACAACAUGUGAGCGCAAGAGAUUUAAGAGACCCCAAAUCUGAAAGAGACCCCCUCUUGGUCAAGUUAGCACAAGACAUGUCUAAAGUUGCCAAUACUGUUGAGAGUCUCCAUUCCAACAAGACUCAAUCCCUUGCAUUAGUAGCUACAAGUUGUGAAUUUUGUAGUUCACCAAUGCAUACUAUUGCUAAUUGCCCUGGGCCGGUUGAAGAAGUAAAUGCCAUGUACCAAGGAAGAGAAGGGUCAAUAUCAGAAAAGGGACCCCUACUCAAACACCCACAACCCCAGUUGAGAGAUCAUCCAAACAUCAAAUGGGGUGGGGGAGCAAAUAGACCAAACUAG